This is a messenger RNA of Schistocerca gregaria, 870 nucleotides long. RefSeq lists its product as uncharacterized. The transcript has 2 exons. The coding region runs from base 1 to 870 and encodes 289 amino acids. The record is from RefSeq and is a predicted model, not a curated record. NCBI's taxonomy places the organism in Eukaryota, Metazoa, Arthropoda, Insecta, Orthoptera, Acrididae.
AUGUAUGCUCUACACAAACUGCAAAUAAUUCGAUUAAAUGCGAAUUCACAAAUGCAGCGUGUGAUAUCUGGAAACAGACUGGCAACAAAUCCACUAUCUGCCUGUAAAGAAAUAAAAACUUUUUCACUGCCAAGAAGCUUCAACAUCCAAAUUCAUGAAGCAAAUGAAGUUGCAUCAGCUGAAGAAAUCCGCAAUAAUGAAACCAUCAGCAUCGGAAUUGCAGGAAAAAUGUUCUCACAAUCUGAAAUCAAUGGCUGUACUAUGAAAUUCCUGCUGAACGCUUGUAAAACUUGCUCACUAAUAAAUCUGCUUGUUUACAGCUUUAUGAGAUCACUAGAUUCAGUACUGAAGACAUUCAGUGGAGCCCAGAUUAACUUAAAAGGAAAUACAAUGGAGCAUAAAAAACCUCCAUUAGUAAUUGUCAGUUCAUGGAAACCACCCAAUCUGUUUGCCGUGGAGUCAUUCAAUGCCUUCAGUUUAAAUAUUAGUGCAAAUAAAUCAUUGAUUGCAAACAUGGAUCAUGAAUCUCCUUUCAAGGCAGACUUAGGCACCUCCAAAACCUACAAAUUAGUCCUGAAAUUGAAGAUGGAAUCCACACAAAAAUGUUUCAAAUACAAAGCAAUACCAUUUCCUAUGAUGGGUAAUGCUAAAGAAGAAAUUGAAACAUUGACCAAAGAAAGUAUCUGGAAGAUAGUGAAGAGCACUGAAAGGGCUACACAGGUUGUGGUUGCACCAAAGCCAGUUGGAUCAAUGAGAAUUUGUGGAGAUUUUAGAGUGACUGAAAACCCACAGCCAGAAAAAGACCAGUAUUUGAGUCCAAGGCCAGAGGAGCUCUUUCAAAGAACAUCAGAAAUGACAAAUGUUUUAUGA